AUGGUGUUUUUAUCUGCUUUUAGCCGGCAAUAUCUUUGCAGAAGGGAGAUGUGCUGUUUGGCAUUUUUACCCAAAUUAGGUUCUUGGGCAUCGCUCGCGGCGCAGCGACAUGUGCACGACUCAUCGACGUAUCCUCCAUCCUCCUCGUUAGCGUCCUCCCUUUUGAACGACCAAUCAACCAAAAAAAGCGGCGAUCGCGUCGAGGAGGCUCCUCUUUCUUCUUCUCCUCCUCCUCCGGGAGUCCCCACCGCGUCGGAUACCGAACCCUCACAGGAGGCCCCCGGUUUGGCGAGCGGUUUUACGUCUCCAUGGAGUUCCAUCGCUUGUACUCAGGAGAGCGACGCGAAGAAGUUGAGGCGGAUGUCCAUUACAAUCCGCAGCACCCCUUCCCGCCCGCAUUCCUGGCAACUUCAACCUCCCCAUGAGGGACGUUUUUCUCUUUCGCCGUCUUCCACGCCGUGCGCCUCCGCUUCGGACAGAAAUGAUCCCCCACGCGCCGAUUCUUCCUUUUCCCUCACCCAAGAGGAGUCUUUUGAGAUGAGUAGCCUGGCCAACCCGUUGGGGGUCACGGAGGAGUUAAGGUCCUUUGUCGAGCCCGUCAAGCGGAUUAUCUUCAUUCGAACCGGGUUAAGCGAAGCCAACGAGGAUGUCAAUCGCUAUAUUGAAUCCCCGGAUUGGAGUAUUCCGCUUUUGGAGGAGGGAAAACGACAGUCCACCCGGGCGGGGUGUAAACUCGCGUCGAUUAUCGGCGAAGAUCCGAUUUAUUUUUAUUUCUCCCCGUAUAUUCGCUCACGCCAAACGUUGCGGUUUGUUUUGGAAGGCUACGACGCGGCGACGCGUUCACGCGGGGAGGGGCAGUGUUAUACGUGGUGGGAGGCCCCUGAAGGGGCACUUUCCCACGACUGUGCGGAGCCGACCACUUCGACUUUCUCUUCUUCUUGUUCCUUUUCUUCUUCCUCAUCCCUUUCUGGGUUUUCUUCUUCUUACGGGCGCCAGAUUGUCGGGAUGUCCGAGGAUGUUCGUCUUCGGGAUGGGGAUAUUGGACGGUAUAAAACAGCGGAGGAAUUUCAUUUUCACCUGCGCGAGGCCGAGACCUACGGGCGUUUUUUUUAUCGUUUUCCUUUUGGCGAAAGCGGGGCCGACGUCUGCGAUCGCGUGACGAGUUUCCUCGACGCCUUUCAGCGCGAGCGCGCGCGGCUGCCGAUGGACACCAACGUCGUGAUCAUCACCCAUGGGCUCACGCUGGAGAUGCUCAUUAAACGGUGGUUUCACCUCACUGUAGAUACUUUUCACAAAAUGCGAGCCCCGCCGUCGGGGUCGAUUUCGAUUUUAACCCGACUUCACCACCAGAGUCGAUACCGAUUAAACGAAAAAAGCCUCGAGAUGAUGCAGUUGCCUUUUUCGCUCAACGAGCAUAACGGGUAUAAAUAUCGAAAUAAGCGUUUGUUGGGAUCGCUCAGCUCCGGUGCGCCUUAUAUGUAG
Molecule: messenger RNA, 1482 nt
Organism: Phytomonas sp. Hart1
Lineage: Eukaryota; Euglenozoa; Kinetoplastea; Trypanosomatida; Trypanosomatidae
Source: the annotation of a GenBank genome assembly